This is a messenger RNA of Zootoca vivipara (common lizard), 4803 nucleotides long. RefSeq names its product glycoprotein M6B (gene GPM6B). Gene Ontology annotation, biological process: axon development; negative regulation of serotonin uptake; central nervous system myelination. NCBI's taxonomy places the organism in Eukaryota, Metazoa, Chordata, Lepidosauria, Squamata, Lacertidae. The record is from RefSeq and is a predicted model, not a curated record. Gene Ontology annotation, cellular component: myelin sheath; plasma membrane; membrane raft. Gene Ontology annotation, molecular function: structural constituent of myelin sheath.
AGGAAAGUAGAGACCAUGUGAAAAAAGGGAGGCUAGCUGGAUUUAUCCCCCCCUUCACGCUCCCAUUGCAAACACACAGAGAGUGGGGAGACAAUCGAGCACAGACCUGCUAUUUUAUAACUGGGGUCUCUGACGUAUGGCUGAGUCUUUCCUGGCAGAGAUCUUUAUGGACCAGUAGGCAGAUCGAAACUAAAGCUGACACGACUUUGUGCAUUUUGGAAAGGAGCGUAAUCUACUGUAGUGAGGAACAGAGCCACUCAAUCACUGCGGCGGUAAAUAGGAGACAGAAGGGAAGGAAGAAAGAAGGAAGAGAGACUCUUUGCUGGGGGCGGGGAGCGAGAGCAUUUUUGGUGGAUGGUAUAAAGCCAGCCAUGGAAACUGCAGCGGAGGAAAAUACAGAACAAAGCCAAGAGAAAAAAGUGAUCACCAGACCAGAAAUGGAAAUUGGCAGGUACCAAUGGAUGUACAGGAAUUCAAGGCUACACCAGUACCAUCAUGUGCCAGCAUUGAGAGGCAAUGUUAGUCCUUUGGGGAUUCAAGGUUGCUUUGAAUGUUGCAUUAAGUGCCUGGGAGGAGUUCCAUAUGCUUCCCUUGUGGCAACUAUUCUCUGCUUCUCUGGGGUAGCAUUGUUCUGCGGCUGCGGUCAUGUGGCUCUUGCCGGGACCGUAUCGAUCCUCGAACAGCGUUUUUCCACAAAUGUUACUGACCAUGCUUUGUUAUCUGAAGUAAUAAAACUAAUGCAGUAUGUGAUCUAUGGCAUUGCAUCGUUUUUUUUCUUGUAUGGAAUUAUCCUGUUGGCGGAGGGCUUUUAUACAACAAGUGCUGUGAAGGAGCUGCAUGGUGAAUUCAAGACAACCAUCUGUGGCCGCUGCAUCAGUGGAAUGUUUGUUUUCCUGACCUACGUACUGGGGGUGACCUGGCUUGGCGUCUUUGGCUUCUCGGCUGUGCCGGUCUUCAUGUUCUAUAACAUAUGGUCAACUUGCGAAGUCAUCAGAUCACUCCCAGCAAAUAUGACAGCUUCAGCGGACCAGAUCUGUGUGGAUAUCAGGCAAUACGGUAUCAUCCCUUGGAAUGCUGUGCCUGGCAAGGCAUGUGGGUCAGCCUUAGCAGAUAUGUGCAGCACCCCUGAGUUCUAUUUGUCUUACCACCUGUUCAUUGUGGCGUGUGCUGGAGCUGGUGCUACUGUCAUAGCCCUGAUACACUUCCUCAUGAUACUGUCCUCUAACUGGGCCUACUUAAAGGAUGCGAGCAAAAUGCAGGCUUACCAGGAUAUCAAAGCAAAAGAAGAACAGGAGCUUCAGGAUAUCCAGUCUCGGUCCAAAGAGCAACUCAAUUCUUACACAUAAAUGUUUGCCAGAAGAAUUUUGUAGCUCUGACAAAUCAUCAAGCAGCUGCUCUGCAGAACAGAUGCAUGUCCAAGCAAAUGCAGAAGUAUAAAAACUUCACAUUCAUGCUCCUCUGCCAUGAUCAUAGGGAAAAUUUGCAGUGGAUAUCCUCCAUUCCUUUAGCACUGUGGUUGGGGGGGGGGGGUAGGGAGGGGAGAGAGGUUGUCUCUAGGCCACUUUAGAAAAACCUGUUACCAUGUCAAGGAUCUUUAUGGAUAUCUCUUGGCAAUUAUAAAAGAAUUACUGAAGGAACACGCUCCUUUCAAAACAGGCUACCACAGUUGGUAUCCAGCCCUGCAAUGACUAAAAGAUUUUAAAGGCUGUAUAUAAUUACACAGAUGUAAGUAACUAAGAUUCUAGUAUGACUAGAUAGUUAUUCCAUUUCUUCUGAAUACUGAUAGUUGUGCUUAUUUGAUACGGUUUCAGGAAGUUACAAAUAAUCUUAUUCAGUCUCUGUCAAAAUUAAAACUGGAUUUUGUGGACUAAAUGCCAGAAGUGUUAUUUUCUGAGCCACUCCCUUUCCGUUGAUGCUGUAAUGAGCCACUGUUGUUCUACUGCACUUACCAGAGUAAGCUGGGCGCUGUUGCCCAGUUUUCUUUUAAUUUUAUACCGUUUGAUGGAAUGUAGACAGACCCUUGGAUCAGGAUAAUGAUCCCCUUCUCAGAAAAUAAAUGUCAGCUUUGCCUUAAUAUUUAUUUUCUAUAAAUGUCUGGAGCAUUUAUAUAGCAGUGGGAGAUCAUUAUCAUGUAUUUUAUCAAAGCAGAAAGUGUUACCUUGUUGAAAUUAUACUGAUAUAAUUGUUUCAAGUGAGCAGAUAACAAUUUGUAGAACUUAAAAACCCAUAGCCAUACAGAGCACAGGUCAACCACCCGUCUCAAUUUUGGUGCUCAGCACGUUUAUAGACAGUGCUUAUUUGUUUUAAGAAAUUUGGUGUUCAUUAAAAUAUUGGGUGCCAUUUUAAGAGUGUUUCCCACAAAAUCUGCCUUCUAACAUUUUCAGAAACAUUCAGUGCUAGCUUGAGUACUAGUGAUGGUAUCUUUGGUGUGCUUUUUUUAAAAAAAAAUAUAAAUGUUGGAUAAACUUUAAGUACAUCAGUGAGUUUUAAAUCAGUAAAAAAGUCAAGUCAUACAUCCAUGUUAAUGUGUGGUUUGAUUAGUUUUGAACGUUUGCUGAAUAUUAACAUGCUCCUGUAGAUCAUACAGAAGUGUAUAAAGAUAAAGGAAGCACAUGUUUCUUUAGAAAGUUUUUAAAGGAAAAAAAUAUUAAUGUGGAAAAAACUUCAGGUAUUACCUUGCAUUUGAGUUUGUUACAUGCCUAAUCUGACUUUCUUUUUAAAGAGGCAAAAUCUAUAUAGAGCAGAUAAAAAUAGCUUAGUGUUUGUUUUUACCUGUUGCAUGAAGGAAGCAAAUUUCUACAGCAAUGCAGGUGAUGUUCUUACUAGUCCAGUGUUUGCAUAAAGGUAACGGACAGUGUCUUAAAGCCUAAUUCUUUUCUAAUUCUAUGUAGCUAUUUACUGGGAGUUUUUUGAAGUUUUGUUUAAGUAGUCUAAUAUUUUUUAUGUAAAGAGCAUUAAAUUUUGCUAUGUAUAAAUUUUUGUAACCUAACCGUGAAUCAAUAUUUUCUAUCAGUGCCAAGGGCUUCCUGUAGUUAUAUCCAAGUGUUACAAUAAAUAUUUGUAGAUAAUAGAACCAAUAUUUGUGUAUGCUUAUUUUAAGAAAGUUUUGAAACAGUUGUAGCAGUAUAGACAGCCAUCCCAAAGCUAGUGUUUCGGUGACACAUAAUUGGAAGUUUUAACAUCUACAGUGGAACCUUGGUUUAUGAACACCUCGGUUUAUGAAUUUUCGGUUUAUGAACACCGCGGACCCAUCUGGAACGGAUUAAUUCACUUUCCAUUACUUUCAAUUGGAAAGUUCGCUUCAGUUUAUGAACGCUUCAGUUUAUGAACAGACUUCCAGAACCAAUUACACCCAUGCUUCGGGUUAAGUACGCUUCAGGUUGAGUACUCCGCGGACCCGUCUGGAACGGAUUAAUCCACUUUCCAUUACUUUCAAUGGGAAAGUUCGCUUCAGUUUAUGAACGCUUCAGUUUAAGUACUCCGUGGACCGUCUGGAACGGAUUAAUUCACUUUCCAUUACUUUCAAUGGGAAAGUUCGCUUCAGUUUAUGAACGCUUCAGUUUAUGAACAGACUUCCGGAACCAAUUGUGUUCAUAAACCGAGGUACCACUGUAUUGAAAAAUAUGGCAACCAAUGGACAUAGGAAGAUAAGACCUUUCCCUGCAUCUUAUCAAUAUGUGUGUGCAUGUGUGUGUGUACGCACACACAAUAAGCUAUAACAUGUGAUAUCCUUCAGUGCUAGGGUGCCUCUGGACUGAGUCUGACUUUCAAAAAGUGUGCGCAUUAUUUGGUAUAUGGAUUUGCCACGAUCAGUUUACCUUUGGGGCAAAAAAACACAAUAUUGUAUUUCACAGUUCAGGUUUGAUAUGGUUUGACAUAAACAUAAAUUUGUUAGUUUCUGUCUCUUAAGAAAUGAGAGCAGUCAAAUUAGCAAACACAGAUAUGCAAAAGUAUUUUGAAAGAUGCUCAUCUGCAAGGGUCUGUUCUCAGUAACUGAUUUUGAAACAGUACUAUUUGCUCAACUUUGUCUUAGGAGAACUGCUGCUUGAGGCAUGCCUGGCGUCUCUCAUAAGCUCACUCCAAAAAAAUCCCAUCUAUAGUGUGUUUCAUUAUUGUAGUGCAGCAUGGUCAAACUACAUGAAGCCAGGAUAUAUUUCAACUUUCAAAAUCUCUGGCAUUUCAACAAAUCAGGUGCCAUUGAUUAAUCUGUACCACCAUUUCCCACUAAUUACAAAGCUUGUAAAGUGGGUUAAUUCUUUCACCACUUUCCCAAGGAACUCUCCUCAAAAAUGAGUUGAUAAUAUGAUUCAAUUUUAGUGAGUUCAGACACAGUUGCCCCAGUUUUUCAGGCCGGUUUCAUAUUAUGACAGCCAUUUCCAAAAUUCAAACAUCAUAAUAGUGUAAAUCAUUGUUUACAAUACCAUGUACUUUUAAUAGGAAGUAGUCCCAAUUACAAGCACUUAAUUUUUAAAGUGUGCUUGACUGAACUAUUGCUGAUACCCUAGUUUGUUUUUAAAGAGUAGCUAAAGGAUGUGCAGCAGCAGGACAUUGUAGUCUCACUAUUCAAUAAAGUCAAAAGCUUCUUAAGCAUAUUACCCCAAAAGUUAAAUGUCUAAACAUUGUUUUCAUUCUAGAGCUUUGAGCUAUGCUUAUAAAGACAGCUGGUCAAUCAUCUGUAAAGUCUGGAAGAAAAUAUUUCAAAUAGAUUUAAACACAGAAUUUUCUAUGACUGCUGCUUUAUUUUUUAAAAAAAUAUUCAUUUGUAAAACAAGGUAAACCAACCUGAUUUGACUGUUUCCCCCA